AUGGCCGACAUCAAAAACAACCAAAACACCCAUACUUCUGACUAUUUCGCAAAUACGGAAAUGGUGCUCGAUGCAGGCAGUAUCCAACCCCCCUCGAGAAGCGCUUCCGGAAUCAGGAGGCGCGCAGAGACACGCAGAUCCAACGGCAACUCGAGACGCAUUCCAACACUCGUGAGAACUGAGCGACACACCGGAGGGGCCGCACUUACCGAGAGAUUCUUCAACGAUAAAAACUAUGUGCUUGGGAAACGUUCAGCAAACAACUCCCCUCGCCCCCCUCUACCUCGCGAGGUUUCCGUCUCCGAAUGCAUGUCGUGCGCAGACAAGCUAACGAAGUCGCACAUGAUACUGGCACCCUGUUCCCACGCUUACUGCCGUACCUGCCUCGAGCGAUUCGCCGACCUGACAAUGCAACGAGAGGCCAUGUUUCCACUACAUUGCUGCCACAAGACGAUCCCAGUCAUUAUCAGCAACAACUUCUCCGAGGAGCUGGUCAAGCGAUACGAGGCGAAGCAGGUUGAAUUCGGGACACCUGCCAAGAGGCGUAUCUGGUGCAGCAACCAGCGAUGCUCUACAUUCAUUCCCCUACCACUGAUCCGUCUAGGGACUGCCCAUUGUGCUGUUUGCAAGACCGAUACAUGCACCAAAUGUAAAGGAAACUGGCACACAGGCGACUGUCCAGAGGAUCCACUGUCACAGGAAGUGCUCGACAUAGGUGAGAAGGCAGGGUGGAAGAAGUGCCCAAAGUGUGGACAUCUCAUUGAGAAGCCCGGAGGCUGCGACCAUAUGAGUAAGUAA
Molecule: messenger RNA, 798 nt
Organism: Fusarium coffeatum
Lineage: Eukaryota; Fungi; Ascomycota; Sordariomycetes; Hypocreales; Nectriaceae
Exons: 1
Coding region: 1-798 (265 amino acids)
Biological process (GO): protein polyubiquitination; ubiquitin-dependent protein catabolic process; positive regulation of proteasomal ubiquitin-dependent protein catabolic process
Cellular component (GO): ubiquitin ligase complex; cytoplasm
Molecular function (GO): ubiquitin protein ligase activity; zinc ion binding; ubiquitin conjugating enzyme binding
Source: RefSeq, a predicted model, not a curated record